UGUUAACUAACACAUUCUAAUUGAUAAAGACAAGCACAGUUUGUUUCAAUCUUAUUGUAAUUAAUUGUAAUUAGCAAAUUCCCAUAUAACCUUUUUUCAAAAACUUCUUUUAAUUGCAUUUCCAAAACAAAAAACACGCACGCAACAGAUAUAUAUAGAAAGAAAGAGAUUUGAAAAAUUGAAUUGUAAAUUGUGAAAAAGAGGAAUAAAAAAUGGCGAAGCAUGAAGAGCUACCGAUCCCGAUUUACGAUAACCUAGAGCCUAUCUAUGGCGGAGGUUCAUCGCUAGAAGAAGCUCAGCUUCGUUUUGAUACUAUCAAAUCCAAAUUCAUCGAAAUCUUCGGUCACUCUCCUCAACUCUUCGCUCGUUCACCUGGGAGAGUGAACUUGAUCGGGGAACAUAUUGAUUAUGAAGGAUAUUCGGUGUUGCCUAUGGCAAUUAGGCAAGAUACGAUUAUUGCUAUUAGGAAAAAUGAAUCUGAAAAGGUUCUUAGGAUCGGUAAUGUUAAUGAUCAGAAAUAUUCAAUUUGUACUUAUCCUGCUGAUCCUCUCCAGGAACUGGACUUGAAGGAUCACAAAUGGGGCCAUUAUUUUAUUUGUGGGUACAAAGGUUUCUAUGACUUUGCAAAAUUGAAAGGAGUGGAUGUUGGCCAACCGGUUGGACUUGAUGUUCUUGUUGAUGGGACAGUACCGACUGGUUCAGGACUUUCAAGCUCUGCAGCAUUUGUUUGCUCUUCCACAAUUGCUAUUAUGGCUGCUUUUGAUGUUAACUUCCCAAAGAAAGAAAUUGCACAAGUUACAUGUGAUUGUGAACGACAUAUUGGGACGCAAUCUGGUGGGAUGGAUCAGGCAAUCUCUGUAAUGGCUAAGACUGGGUUCGCAGAACUGAUUGAUUUCAACCCAAUUCGUGCGACAGAUGUGCAACUUCCUUCUGGUGGGACUUUUGUGAUAGCCCAUUCUUUGGCCGAGUCUCAGAAGGCUGUUACUGCCGCCACAAAUUAUAAUAACAGGGUCGUUGAAUGUCGUUUAGCCGCUAUUGUGCUCGCUAUAAAGCUAGGAAUGGAACCGACUGAGGCAAUAUCAAAAGUGAAAACACUCUCCGAUGUUGAAGGGUUAUGUGUAUCAUUUGCUGCUCAUCAUAACUCAUCUGAUCCUGUACUUGCUGUAAAGGAAUAUUUGAAAGAAGAACCAUAUACGGCUGAAGAAAUUGAAGAUGUUACUGGGGAAAAGCUGACUUCGUUUUUGAAUAUUAAUGCAUCUUACUUGGAAGUCAUAAAAGCUGCAAAGCAAUACAAGUUACACCAGAGAGCUGCACAUGUGUAUUCAGAAGCCAAGAGGGUAUAUGCUUUCAAGGAUGUUGUAUCAUCAAAUCUAAGCGAUGAGGAGAUGCUAAAGAAACUUGGUGACCUUAUGAACGAGAGUCAUUAUAGCUGCAGCAAUUUAUAUGAAUGCAGCUGUCCGGAGUUGGAAGAACUAGUAAAGAUUUGUCGCGACAAUGGUGCUUUUGGGGCAAGGCUUACUGGAGCUGGAUGGGGUGGUUGUGCCGUUGCUUUGGUGAAAGAGAGCAUAGUCCCACAAUUCAUCCUUAAUUUGAAGGAAUCUUACUUCCAAUCUAGGAUAGACAAAGGCGUCAUUAAGAAGAAUGAUCUUGGUCUUUAUGUAUUUGCUUCGAAGCCAUCAAGUGGUGCUGCCAUCUUCAAGUUUUAGAAUAUUUCCUUCAAGGUUGUUAAACUCGAGUGGUAACUCAUAAACUCGUCUGAUACCACGAGUUAAGGUCAUGAUUUCGAGUCAACUCGGUUGUGGAAACGAAAUAUGAUAAACUCAUAAGUGGUAACGAGUUUACAUGAGUUAGCUCGUUUUAAAUUCGGUGCAAUCAGUUGAACUUGGUCAAGUUUACACGAGUUUGCGAGUUCAGCUUUUAAAGUCCAAUUGACCGAAUUUAGUAUUUGGCCCAACUUUUAGGAUCUAUAUUUAAUGUUUUUAUGUUUUGGUGGAAUAAUUAGCCUAAAGUAAUUGAGUAUGACACUUUAUUAUGGUGAUUUAGUUUUUUUGGCUAUUGAAAUUUUAUAGUUUUUGAUGAA
Messenger RNA from Cicer arietinum (chickpea), 2080 nucleotides. RefSeq names its product galactokinase. Gene Ontology annotation, cellular component: cytosol; cytoplasm. NCBI's taxonomy places the organism in Eukaryota, Viridiplantae, Streptophyta, Magnoliopsida, Fabales, Fabaceae. Gene Ontology annotation, biological process: carbohydrate phosphorylation; galactose metabolic process. The record is from RefSeq and is a predicted model, not a curated record. Gene Ontology annotation, molecular function: galactokinase activity; ATP binding.